Messenger RNA from Kluyveromyces lactis, 4077 nucleotides. RefSeq names its product Stu1p (gene STU1). Gene Ontology annotation, cellular component: microtubule organizing center; mitotic spindle midzone; mitotic spindle. Gene Ontology annotation, molecular function: microtubule binding. Bases 1 to 4077 code for a protein of 1358 amino acids. NCBI's taxonomy places the organism in Eukaryota, Fungi, Ascomycota, Saccharomycetes, Saccharomycetales, Saccharomycetaceae. Gene Ontology annotation, biological process: astral microtubule depolymerization; mitotic spindle assembly. The record is from RefSeq and is a predicted model, not a curated record. The transcript has a single exon.
AUGAGUGACGAGUUUAAUGGGUUGGACGGUUUGUCCGAUGAGCUUUUGUCAGCUGAGAGGAAACUGGAUAUAUUGACCCAGUUCAAGGCUCAUGUGAAGAAGACUUUGGUCAAUGAGCAAGUGUGUGUGAAAUAUUUCGAGAAUUUAAGCAGGUUACUGGUGGAACGAGGCUCAAAUAGGCGACGUGGUAACGAUGGAGAUGACGUAGUGUUCGCAUUAGCUCAUUCAGCUCUGUGUUAUUUGAUUAAACGUGUUGCAAUGCAAGCACAACAUAAGUUCCAGCAUGAUCUUAUCGAGCUAAUCGUUUCGACUUUGUUCAGUAUACCUUUUGCAGAUAAGAAAGUCUGGCAAAGUUCCGUGAAGGCAUUGGAAGCUAUAUAUUUGGCAAAGCCUAAUGAGUUUUGUCAGGUGUUGAACGAAUCAAUAGCGUAUAAUGGAUCCAUACGCACGAACGUGUUGUUGCUAAUCGAUGAGUUGGCAAGAAUGGAAUCGAGCAACGGGAGAAACGGUUCGAUGUUCUUGCAAAAAUUUAUACCAUUUUGGGUCCAAGAGAUGAACACCAAUGAUUCGAUAUCGAAUACAGACAUAGAGUUGAUAUACGAUAUCGUAGCCAACCGAUGCCCCGAGCCUAUGGUACGAAGUAUGGUCGAUUCAGUGAUUCGAGAAAGUGCAGCGAAAGUUUUCAAGUCUCGUUUGGUGGGGAAACUUAAUAAUCAUGGCUCCGAGAGCGAUAUGAAAGAUGAUUUUGAUAGGUCUAUCACCCAUACAAAUAGCAUUAAUUCCCAAGUUUUCAACUUACAAAAUGAAUUACAAUCCAUUAUGCAUCAGGCGCCGCAAUUUCCCACGGUACCUGCCCCAGAGCCAAUCUCAUACAGCAACUUGAGUUAUCUUAUAAAAGAUUUGGAGUCAAUGCUACCAGCGUUUGAAGGUUCAAGGGAAACAGAACAGAAUUGGAAAAUUAGACAGACAAAUGUUACCAAACUUCGAUCCAUUGUCUUAGGAAACGUUUCCAUUGAAUUCCCGGACAAAUUUUUAGAACUAUGGAAAGAUCUAAAUUUACAAUACUGCGUCACUAAAUCGGCCCUUUCGUUAAGAACUUCUCUUUGUACCCACGGUUGCAGCUUGGUGAAAGACCUUUGCUGUGUUUUCAAUUCCAUGUUGGAUAUCUCAAUUAUCGAAAACCUUUGGUCAUGCCUUGCCAAAUUGAUGUCAAAUACCAAGAAAAUCGCCAAUCAAAAUGCGUUUAUUUGUCUCAUAACGUUACUAUCUACUGUCCCAUUCCAUUCACGACUAUUCAAUCACUGUUUUGCGUUAAUCAGAGAUAAAAAUAACGUAUCAAGGCUAUAUUCUUCCACUUUCCUCAGAAUUCUAAUAGUAAGGUUCCAUAAGAGGUUGAUAUCGCAACAUCAUGUCUACGUCGAGGAAUGGUUGCAAAAAGGGUUAACAGACGCUCAGACAACCAUAAGGGAGUCCAUGAGAAUUACAUUCUGGUACUGGUUCAAAGUCUCACCAAUGAGUGGCAAGAAAAUGCUAAACCUUUUCCAACCUCAGAUCAAAAGAGCUCUAGAAAAUAGUAUUCCUACCCAUUUGGAUAUCAAUUAUGAGGCAGCUAUCCCUCCUCAAUCAAAGGAAUCGUCAAGAAGGUCAAGCUUACUGCCAAAACGAUUCCCCAGUUAUGCUGCUCCGACUCAAUCGUCCCAUUUACCUAGAUCGUCAAUAAAAAGAUCAUUAACGGAUUUAGCUCAAGGGACGCAAUCGUUUAGCAAAAGAUCGUUACGUACACCUCCGGAUCAUGAUAUGAAUAUUGAUUUAACAAGUGAGUUGACAAAUUCACAAACAAAUCCGUUGUUGAAUCGCUACAUGAAGAGAGAAGAGGUUGAACCAGAACCUCUUCAUGUCAUUUUAUCCAAGGACCCUAAACUGGGAUUGGAUUUACUACAAAAGUAUUUAUUAUCGGAUACCAAAAUCGGCGAUGAAGAGAAGGUCCAAUCUGCAAUAGUGUCGUUGAUAAGAACUAACCCCAAAGCCUUCAAACCCCUUUUGCAUUUACCAAAAUUCUACCAACUGAUUCCUUUAAAUUUUUCUAUGGUUUUAUUGCCAUUAAAUGACCUCGAUAUCUCGAUGAUUGAAACUCAAUUCAAAACAUAUGAUAUUAUAAACAAUGUUAUUUCAAUAUUACAAUCAUUGGAGGAUAAAAACUCUGAAUGGUCUAUAUUUUAUGUGCGAUUCAAAUAUCAGAUAUACAAUUUCUGUUUCAAUACUAUAGCAAAAAUGCUCAAUACGGUUACCCUUUCAGAUCAACUGAUAAACGAAUUAAUUAAUGCUUGCGGAAAAGAUAUGGAUGCCGAGAAAUAUUAUAAGUUAAUUUUAAACAUCUAUCUUGCAGAUAAAACUAAAUUCGUACGUUUAUUGAAAUCAACAUCGACUGCAUCAACUAAAUUGAAAAUCGCCAAUGUUAUUCAGAAAAAAGAUUCAGAGUUCAAAAUAAAAAGCAUAUUGAAUUAUCCUUCAGUGCCUGAACCUAUAGUUUCUCCUGAAGAACAUCAUUUACUUGAAAUGACCAUGGUAAAUCCAUUGGGCAAAAGAACUGUCAGCUCUAAUACAGUUAUACAUAACUCACUGGAAGGUUUAGACGAAAGUGAAAGUAAUCCUAAUAUCAUUGCUGACGAAGACAACCACUCAGAGAAGGAGGACCUUGUUACGGUGCCACCUGUUGCCAAAAAUUCUGUUAACACUGUAUCUUUUGUAGCAGAUUCGCCUUCUGAUUCAGAUAAUGACGACACUAAAAAAAACGGAUCAGAUGUUGUGGAUCAUGAAGAAAUUAGAGACCAUGAAGAGUCACAUGGCUUUACAAAGUUUGGAGGAUUCUCAAAGUUAACAGAGAUGACAAAAGUGCACAGUGUUUUCCAGCCUGAAACAGUGGAUGAAAAUGUUGAUCCUAUGGAGGUCGAUUCACCUGAUGAAUCUAAUUUGGAUCAAAAGUCAUUGCUUACAGACAUUUUUUUGAAAAAUCAACAUCAAGAAGGAUCAGUAUCACCUAUAUUCAAGCCUCAGGAAUUAAAUAAUGAUCCAAGACAUGAUUACGAUUCCGACAUGUUAAGUGAUGCGAUAAAUGGCAUAGAAAUCAAGACAAAUGAUGGGUCGGUUGCAAAUAGAUCUGAAGAUGAUAUUAAAACUCUUGGUACUAACAUGGGUUCUGUUUCCGACCCCAAAACAUUCAAACCUAUCAACCUUGCUCAUUUUGCCAAUGAUUCGUUGUUUUCGUUUGAAUUGAAAUUUAUCGAUGCUUCCAUAGGCAUCGUAAAUUUGACGCAGCUGAAAUUGAUAGUCCAGUCGAUUAUAAACAAUGGCACUUUCAAAAUGAAUGAAUUGCAAUAUAUCUUGAAAUGUUUCUUAUGCUACGAUCAAGAGGUCUUAGAAUGGAUACACGAUCAGCACGAACUGAAGGAUGUUUGGGCAAUAACUGAAUUAUUACUUUCAUCAAGUUCAUCAGAAUCACAGAUUCCUACAAAUAUUGCAUAUAAAUCAAUCAUUCUCACUGCUUGUCUACUAACGAUUGAUGAUGAACUUGAGCAUACAGUAUUGAAAGAUUCAAGCAUAAGCCAACUGUUCGAACACAUUAUAUCGCUAGUUGCUAAGCUCGAUACUUUCGAGAAUGAAAUAUACUUCGCUUGCACCGAACUGAGAACCCUUUUAUUGUCUCAAGACAACAACAAACAUCUACCGAGCUUCUUGGAGAAAUGCUUGAAAGCAUUAUGCGAUACAAAGGAGCAGUACAUUGUCAAAAUCAGCUUCUUACUAGAGACAAUCAAUGGUAUCAUUAGUUCGAUGGGCAAUUUACUCUCUGUAGAUGUCCUACGGGAUCUCGCUAAAACAAUCUCCAGAUAUACACCAAGCGAUGUUGCUGAGUGGCGAUUUGCAUCCUGCACCGCUCUUGCUACCAUAUACAGCCAGUUGAUAUCCAGAAGCACCCCAGUAGGCUAUAUACGGUCACUAAUGCCUCUGUUGGACCCAUCUGACUUCGAAGUCGUCAGGUCGUUAUCGACGACGAAAGACGCGACGCGUCGACUGGGCUGA